Messenger RNA from Leucoraja erinaceus (little skate), 7652 nucleotides. Its product is annotated as protein SOGA1-like. Gene Ontology annotation, biological process: regulation of autophagy. The record is from RefSeq and is a predicted model, not a curated record. NCBI's taxonomy places the organism in Eukaryota, Metazoa, Chordata, Chondrichthyes, Rajiformes, Rajidae.
CGCACGAAAAAUGGCCGGGAUUAAAACUAAAGUCUAGAUUCGUUUCGUCUCUGUCAUUUAAAAAAAUGCAUACAAUUCUGGAGUAAGUAAGGUGGUGGUUUGUUCUAACAUCACAUAUUAUUGCAUAUUAGAGAUGUCUGUUUAACUGAUUAAAAAAUCUCAGAGACAAACAAAGGGCAGAAAAUGUUGGGAAUUCACACAGCAGACGAAUUUAAAACAAAACAAUGGACCAAUGUACAGAGAUUCAGAUCCUCCCACUUCCAAACCGUCCUUGGCUUUGCACCCACUUAAUGUUUAAAUUUCCAUUUUGCGUCAUUUGUUUUUCUCAAUGUGUACUGUUUCUCGCUUAUGUAACAGCCUGGUCCGAAUGGAAUCGAUGAGGAUAAGGAGGAAUGGUGUAGUAAAAUGCAGUGACUGUCAGUGGAUGUGUGUGGGUUUUGGACUUGCAGCUAGCUCGCCUUCUCGGGAGCAGUUCCAGGCAAGGACGUCUGAUGCAAGGGAGAGGGGGGGAGCAAGUUAACUCUCGGUGGCUCAGGAUCACUGCGUCACUGGAUCAGCAGCUUGGGCGGAGUAUUAUGUUAUUUCCCAGGAGCGGAGUGGUGCAUUAGACAGCCAGCGUGUUUCAGUGAAAACAGAGAGAUCGCAAGAAAUAGAUAGAUCGCACCAGCACUCCAAUAAAAAUAAAAGGACACAAAGGAAACUGUUGUUGGACAUCUGAGCCAAAGGGGACCGACUGCUUGUGGAUUGAGAUUUGUCAUUUGGACUGAGGUUUUUGCCUUUGGACCGGGGCUUGCAUUUGUCUUUGCACCGAGCUUUGAAUUUGUGUCUUUGGACCGAGGUUUGCAUUUGCAAUUGGACCGAGUUCUGCAUUUGUGUCUUUGGACCCGACCUUUGCAUCUGAAUUUGGAUCCGAGCGUUACAUCUGAAUUUGGACCCCGGGGGUUUGCAUCUGUGUCUUUGCACCGAGCCUUGCAUCUGCAACUGGACCGAGCUUUGCAUUUGCUUUAAGCCGGCCAGGACGCGGGGAUGGGAUGAGAUGAGACGAGACAAGGAUCCCAUCGGUGUUGGUUCGUUGCAUUAAGUGAAUCGCAUCGGCCGGGGGCUGGGUGGGUGGGUGAGGGAUGGAGGCGGUGAACGGGACUGCAGACAGCAAUCAGCAGCAACAGCAGCAGCAGAAGAAGAUGCCGGGCGAGAAGAAGAAGGUGCAUCGUGAGCCGUCGCCGGCCAGACCCAAGGCUGGGGUGCGGGGUUGGUCAGUGGGCCGGGUGAAGGGGCAAUGCCGCCUGUCCAGACACGGACACGGACACGGACACAGCCCGGGGCUCAAGGAUACACGGCCGGGCGCGAGCGGCAAGGCGGCCAGUGCCGGGCCCGGGGCGGAGGGAGCGCGGGCUGAGCUCAGGGGUAAGAAGGCGCCGGCAGCAGCCGCGAGCGCCGCGGGCGGGAAGAAGAAGAAAGCGGUUGCCCGUUGGAAGAGCCCGCGGGCCCAGGCCCACAUCCACGGCCUCAACCCGGGCCCCGGCCGGCGCUGGGCAGCUGGAGCCACCGACAGCAGCUCCGACCUGUCGGCCCACACCAGCGACAGCGAGGCCCCGGCCCUCGCCCUCACCCUCCCCGGACCCGGCUCCGGCUCCCCGGGCAGCGGCCAGUCCGACAGCCGCCUCCACCUCAGCAACUCGCUCGGAUUCUCCGACUUCAGCGAAGAGCAGCUGCCCGACGGCGGCGGUGGCCAUGAGGAGGAGGAGGAGAUGGUCAAGGAGAUGGAGGAGCUGCGCUCUGAUAACGACUACCUGAAGGAUGAAAUUGAAGAACUUCGAGCUGAGAUGUUGGAAAUGCGGGACAUCUACUUGGAAGAAGACGUGUAUCAGCUACAGGAACUGCGUCAAGAACUAGACAGAGCAAACAAAACCUGCCGCAUCCUUCAAUACCGACUGCGAAAGACAGAGCGAAGAAGCCUCAGAGCAGCACAGACAGGUCACGUUGAUGGAGAACUCAUCCGAAAUUUAGAACAAGAUGUAAAGGUUUCAAAGGACGUGUCUGUAAGGCUUCACAAUGAACUGGAAGCUAUUGGGAAGAAAAGAAUAAAGCUGGAAGUGGAAAAUGAAGAUCUUCAACAGAAACUAAUUGAAAUGGACAUUUCCAAGCAGGUGUUGCAGAGUGAAAUGGACAAAAUGAAAGAGAGUUCCCUGAAGAAGAGAAAUAGUCGUGUCACCACAAAGCAAGAAAAGAAACCCUUGCCACAGGAGGAUAGCGCCGACCUGAAGUGCCAGCUCCAUUUUGCGAAAGAGGAAGCGGCCGUGAUGUGCAAAAAACUGACCAAGUUAGUGAAGGAGAAUGAAAGCAUGAAAGAGGAUCUGGUGAAAUACAGCUCUCUCUACGGUGACCUGGACAACGUCGUGUCUGUUGGGGCCUUUGGAGAGUCUCCUCACGUGAGAGAAGCAGAGCUGAAACUGCAUCUAAAGUUGGUGGAGGAGGAAGCCAACAUUUUGAGCCGAAGGACAGUCGAACUGGAGGUGGAAAACCGCGGUCUCAAAGCUGAAAUGGACGAGCUGAAAGGUCACUGUGAGAAAGAGUCGUUGGGCCAGGAUGUGAGACUGGGAAUGACCAGCACAAGCUACAGCGAGUUUGGGGAGAAUAUUGGAGAGCUUAGGCGUCAGCUUCAGUUUGUGGAAGAGGAGGCCGAGCUCUUAAGGCGAUCCUUGAUUGAGUUGGAAGACCAAAAUAAGCACCUGAUGAAUGAACUAAAUCGAUACAAGAGUGAGUGUAAUCAGGAGUCAACGUGGUCGGAUAGUUGUCCGUCGUUGAACGAGCCGUCGCAGGAAGAGCUCAUGGCAGCAAGAAUCCAAAUCAGUGACCUCAACGGGAAAGUCAAGAAACUGGAAUACGAGAACCGGGUGCUGGUUUCAAACCUUCAGCGCUACGACUUAGCAUCCUACCAGUGCCAAAAGUGUUGCAAAGAGUUUGACACGGAGAUUAGCGACUCUCUAGAUCUCUCUUCAUCCCAGCCGAGAAGAGAAGUACCAGUGGGAGGAGAAAAUGACUUGAAGGAAACUCAGGAGAGAACAUCUGGCAGUGGGAGCAGCAGGGUGACCGACCACGAUGACUUCACUGGUCGCUUGUUGGGAACUAAAGACCUUGACAUUUUGUUUGGUAUUAAAGAUCAAGCUGAACUUGUUAGCGAAGUCAUUGAUCUAUUAAUCUCAGACACAAGUGGCUUUGUUUCUGACGGCAAGGUUUGUUCAUCCAUUGAUUUAUCAACACAGUCAUUCAGUGAAAGCAGUGAGGAAGCUGCAAACGUCAGUGACGCUAAUUUAAUGAGCAGCAUUAACUCAAGGCUCCUUGGCUUAAAAAACGAAUUGACAUCAGUUACUGAGAAAAUUGAUCAGCUUAGUGAAAACAUCAGAGAUGAAAACUCCCCUUUACCCCAUCUGACAGAAUCAGCAAGUUUCCUAUCCACUUUGACUUCAAUGUCUCAAGACCUGCCCAUGGACUCUGUAGGAAAAGAAUACUCGACUGAUUUAAAGCAACCUGAAUUUAGGAAUCAAGGGGACUGGCAACAAGAUGGGAGUCAGAGCCCUGACAUCUGUGGUACCAACGCCAAGGAAUACCGGGAGAGCGCCAAGGAUUACAGCAUCUACAGCCGUGAAGAAAGUGACUGCUAUGCUACAGAGGUCAAGGAACUGCAACUUGAUUUAUCUGAAGCAAAGGAAACAAUUCGAGGACUUCAGGAGCAGCUUGCUCAGGAAAGGGAGCUGCGGAGUGAGGACUCAGAGAGAUUCCAGCAGAAAAUGUCACAGCUUAAGGAGGAGCAGCAGAAGGCACUUGUGCGCCGGGACUUUGAGCUGCAGAGCCUGAAUCUACAAACCAAGCUUGAGCAGAAAUUCUGGAACCAGGAGAAAAACUUGUUUGUGAAGGAAGCUGAUCAGUUCAAGCAAAACCUCUUCCUGCUUUACAUGAAGCUGAAGUGGUUCCUGAAACACUGGAAAUGUGGCAAGAAGAUGGAUAACGACGGGGAUGAUUUACUAGAGGUGAACAGUGUGAAAGAUUUAUACUUGCUGAUUGAAGAAGAGGAGCUGAGCCCUCGCCUAGUGGACAACAGGAUGGUGACGGCAGAAGAGCAGUCUCAGAAAACCCUGGAGGAAGCCCUGACACUUCCUGCAGAGAAACCCUUCCUUGCAUCACGUCCAAAGCAGUCAAACGAAUUCAGUCGAGUUGUGGGAGACAUCAAGAUGAUUUUAAAGGACCUGUGCACAGAAUUAAAAGAGGAAAGAAGGAGAACAAACGAGCUUCAGCUACAAUUUGCAAACGCCAAAUCAGCCUGGGAAAUUGAAAAGGUGGAACUUAAAAGUUGUGUUGCACAGCUGGAAGGUAGGGCUGGGAAACUGGCUUGUGACAAAGCUGCCGGAGAUCUGAAGACGGCCUUGAAAUGGGAGAGGGAAGAACAUCAGCAGCUCCUGGCAGAGUCUUACGGUGCAGUCAUGGACCUAACGCAGCAGCUUCAAAUCAGCGAGAAGAACUGGAGUCAAGAGAAGCUAGAGUUACUGGACCGAUUUAACAACGAGCGGAGCCUCAGCGAGCAACGACUGAAGGAAAUGCAACACAAGAUCAACCAGAUGCUGCAGCACAGAAACAACAUAAUGGAAACUUGUGAUGAAUUGGAGGCAAAGGGGACUAAUCUACAACGAGCCAAGUCGGUUUCUUCAAUGUCAGAGUUUGAGAGCUUGUUGGAUACAUCUCCAUAUUUACCACCCACAACUGGACCGGCAUCAAAAAGCUUCAAAAACCUUGAGGAGCUGAACAUAAAGAAUCGGAAACACGCACCUCACGAUGAUGAUUCCUUGUAUGAGAAAUCAGAGGACAGGCUGAUCAAGCAAUCAACGACGGAAGUGCCUGUAAUCUCAUCCUGGGACUUCACCAUGACCGCAAAUCUGGUUAAUCCCCAACUGAACAAGAAGCAGAUGCAGAGGAGCUACACCGCCCCAGACAGAACGGGAAUCCGCAUUUACUACAGCCCUCCGGUCAUGCGCAGGCUGGAUGGCUCUUUGGUCCACAGCAAUGACGGCAAGGUUGUGAUUGAACCCGGUUUCCUGUUCACCAUGGCGAGACCCAAACAAACGGGCGAUUCAGAGCGUUCAGAGAACGUGUGCAGCAGGUGGUUCAAUAAUCUGUCCAAGCAUCAGGAGCUGUUGAAGAGUGGAAGCGGAGAUCGUCCCGUUUCCGUUCCCACCGCCGCUGCCUCGGGGUUUACAUCUGCCCUGCGUGAUCUACAGAUAUCGGGCAAUAUGAGCGAUGACAUGAAGGAGGUGGCCAACUGUGUGAGGAAUGUGAUCUGCACCAACCCGCUGGAGAGGGUGGUCAAUGAUACAGCCAGCCAGACGGUCGGGGUUGUCAGCAUCGGUACCCAGACAACCCGCAGUAUCAGCGUCGGCCUGCAGACUGAGAGUCCCAGGUCACUCUCCAGCAGUCUUCACCGAUCCUGGGCUUCACGAGGCUCCUUGCUGAUGCCAACCCAGAGUUCCCGCAGCAAGCAACUCUCGUCGUCCUUGGAGAAGCUGCCGACAAAAUUCGAACGUCCCUGCUGUUCGCCAAAGUACGGAUCGCCCAAACUGCAGCGGAGAAGCUCAUCAAAAAUAGAUCACACAAGGGAGCGAAGUCCUUGGGCCAUGUCCCAGAGGGGGCAGAAUGAGUCGGCCUGGGCUAGGUCCACGACUACCAGGGAUAGUCCCGUGCUGAGUUCAAUCAACGACGGCCUCUCCAGCUUGUUUAAUGUCGUCGAGCAUGCUUCGGGAAGUGUUGACUCCAUUUGGAAAUCAAGCCAGCAUGAAGCAAAAACAAAAGGGGACACAUCAAGAUAUGGGAUUGUCCAGGAGUUCUUCAGGAACGUGUGUGGUAGAUCCCAGAGUCCAGCGAAUGGAGGUGACAAGCCAAUAAAAGUACCCAUCUCUGAUGAAAGUGUCAGGAAAACAGAUGUGACCACUCCAGUGGCUCAAACACAAGUCGAGAGUGUCUCCCGUAUCGUUAACAAAAGGCUUUCCAAGCAACCAAACAAGGAGGACCAAAAACCACCAACGCCCACUCCAGGCCAGGGACCUAAAGACCGCGAUGCACGGGAUGCCGGCACGUCUGGUCUGCUGGAGGAGGCCUCCUGUGACUGUACAUCUCAGUCCCUCACCUCGUGCUUUCCGUCCAGAUCAUCAGCUCGCCACUCGUUAUCCCAGUGUAAAUCACGCUCUUUGCCUUCAGAUCCAAAUGCCUCGGAUGAAAAAUCAGGCUGAGUACUGAACUGUGCCUCGUAGCUGGGAGGUGACGUGGCUCUGCCUUCUAAAGUAAUCCUUGCAUAUUGCGCUUCACCUGGCAGCCCAAGUGUAAUUUGAGAUGUUCAGAAGAGAUUUUCAGGUUUUAUUGUCGAGUUCACUGUAGAUUGCAAAAUGUAAACUGGUGGAGAAGCAAACUGUUGAUUUAUAAUCACAAAACUCUUGAGGGACCUGGGUUACACUGCUGAGAUGGUUGAAUCAUUUCCACAAUGGUUUAAUCGGGUUAUGAGAACAGUAUUUACUACAUUUCUUUCAUCUGUAUUGCUGUUGUAUGAUUCCCUUUAGUGACCAGUUGAUGUGUAUGGAUCAAGAGGUGGUUGGAACAGCAAUCACUGUUGCACCAGUCCACAAAUAUACUUGACCAGGGAGACAUUAACUGUUGCUGAAGCAUCUCCAGAUUGACCAUUCCCUCCACAAGUCAGCUCGGACAUUAGUGCAAUUUGGUUUUAUUUUUGGCCUAACGAAGAUGAAUUAGAUGAGAAAACAAAGCAGGCGCAGUGGGGCAAGGGCCUACUGUUAUAUGUGCUAUUUAUUGAAGUUCGUGCUUCUGAAGAUUGUGCAGUCAAUGUAUAAUAAGCAGCUGGUUUGAUACCACUGGAUUUGGCCCAGUGCUGAACAUAUUUUACCCUACAGUGUUUCGAUAAAUUAAUCAUCGACUUUUAAAUGUUAAUUAAAGACAGAGUGCAGUCAUUGGUCACAAUGGAAAGAACUUGUAAAUUGCAGGGUCCAAUUAUUAGUUAGCUUUCUCUCACAUUUUCAGAUUGUUUGGUUCUGGAACAAAGCAGUGAAUCACAACCAGCUAGAACACUUGUGUUGAAGGGAUCAAUCGUCACGUUAGUUUUACUGAAGUGUUUGGUACUCGAGCAGGAACGACCAUUCAUUAUUGUUCCUGCAGGUGCCCCUCAUUUAACUUGGCCUCCAACCCUGCAAUGUGUUCACUGGGAGCCAGACGUGAGUUACAACUCAUUUUGGGAAAGAAAGGUUAGAUUCCUUGCAUGUUCAAAUUAGGUGUCCUCACUAAUGCUUUUUGGGGCUGCCUUGCAUGACUGGGUUACCCUGAACAGCAUUGGCCCAGCUCUGUUAUGGAAAACCAGGUGUGUAUUGUGCUCUUACAGAAACCACUGCCGACUGUAACCACCGCAGUAAGUUUGCCAACAGUAGAAACAUUUGUAUUCUCCAAUUUUAAGUAAUAACCCACUUCCCCCUCUCCCUUUCCUGCCCCUCCCCCCCCCACCCUGUGUGCACCCAUGUCUCCCACUAUCCCACCCUCUUCUCCCUCCCGACUCUGCCUGUCCACUUCCAUCUAUAUCACUCCCUCUGGCUUUACAUUUCUCUCCU